AUUGCACCAUCCGUCUGUUUGCUCGUUGGAUUCGUAAAACGGAUGAAUCUGUAACUGGCAGUAGGGCGCCGUCCGGCAUGCCCUGUUCACGGUGAGGUGGGAACGCAACCCUCUGGUCCGGCUUAACGGUCCCGAUAAGGAGAGAGAGCAAGGGGAUGUUGACUUAUCCCUCUGACUCGCUCCAUCAGAUUGUUUGUCCAAUGGAUGAACAUGAUAUUUCCCCAAACAAUUUCUGUAGUGAACCUCCACCACCUCUCCUCCCCCUUUCCUCCGUCACUCCCAGCUGCGCGAAAAAUGGGAUCUCUGGAAGCCGAGAGAGUUGUUGCGUUCAAGAGCUCAGAGCGCCGCCCCCUAAGAAGCAGAGCAGCAGAGCGGCUCAGAAACCGCACAGACACAAUCCGGCCCCCUCCAAGAGACAAAGGGAAAGCGCCGACAUGGUGUCACAGGCCAAGCAGCAAAGGGUCGAAGGCACCCAGGCACAUGACACUCCGGAGGAGGAAGGGUUCGAUGGGAGAUUUGAAGCAGAGUGCCGAACUAAGCAAAGCGACCAGAGAGACCUGGAGACUGAAGUAAAUGUGGUUGAGCAUUGUAUGGUGGAUGGCACACAGCCUCUUGACACCAUGGCGUCCGACAUGGACGCCUGCGGACACUCUCUGGCGAACGCGUCCCCCCCAAAGGGAUGGGUGAUCGGACCCUUGUUUCAGUCAUUCAGGUCCAAGAUGGCCAGUUUCACCGAGAUAGUCAUGACUCCUGUUAAGCUCUUCCGAGCUAACAGUCCUCCACCAUUCACCGACCUUCCAGACAAACUCGAUGAGUUGGAUCUUGAGGCCGCUGGAGCAUCUGAUGUUGAGCCGAGUGACGUGUGUCCUCCAGGAGCACAAAGUGAGGGGCGGAAUCCAGAGAGACUCGGUGAAGUACAAGCAGACCGAGGAGCGACGACUGUCGCUCUUUUAUAUCCCAAAAAGUUGUUGUUUGAUGAAGAGUUGCCAGCGCAGGGCUUCGAACAGGUGAGCGAAAGUGCAGCAACGCAAAAGGAAAAGAACUCUCCUGACCCUGUGCCGUUAAAACGCCUUUUACCCAGCAGUGUUCCUGAGGGAGGGUCCGUCAGCACCUCCGUAUUGUUACAGCCCUCUCUCAACAUAAGUGCCUCACAUGAAGCCAAGUUAAAUGUGUCUGGUGCUGUCGAGGAGCAAACAGGAAGAUUGACUGUCCAGCUGAAACCACUGCCGAAGAAAUGUACAGUCAAGAAAGUUCCUUCUAAGACAUCAACAUAUAAAGUAAAAAAGCAAAAGUCUGAGGUUAGUGAUGAGCAGGUUACUCUCAUGGAUUCAGUCCAAAUCAACAAAGUUGAUUCCAGCUGUUCAGCUCAGCCUGAUGUUUGUGAUGGCAGUAAAAUGGAAGUUAUGGAUCGCCCCGGCAACCUGAGAAACCUGACUGACCUUGCUAAUGGAGGCACAAUGAAACCUUCUUUGGAUACGCCGCAGCCAGAUUGUGCGUUAAACCCUAAAAGUGACUCUGCUUCAGGUCUGGGGAGAGAAAGGAGAGGACUUCAGCUAGACUGCCAUUCACAAGACUUGGUAAAGAAGAGAAGAUGUACAAAGGAUACAAGAAGACAACAGUUAUUGACUGUGGCUUCAGUUGUCGGCCCAUUGAGACCACAGAGAAGGGAGGUUGUGUCGACCACUCCUGUAGUACAUCAGGAAGAAAAGCCAAAGCCUGUUGAAAAAAGGCCAGUUUCAACAAGAGCAAAUAAGAAGGGAAGAAAUGGACAGGAAAGACUGACAAUAAAUGAAGCUGUUUUAAUCACACAGACUGAGCGUUACUCCCUGGAUGAAAGCAGCAGUGUGUCGGAGAACAACCUAAAGGUAAGCAGCAGCCAGGAGGCGCCCAGUGGUCCGUCCGCCAAGACAACAACAAGCCCCAGUAAACCUCAUGCAGACAUCGAUAGCCGCAUGGAACUGGAAACCAGCAUGGCUGCCGCCUCUACAAAGCAAACGGAGCAGGAGAGGCUGUCAGAGGCCCCCCCUCGCAGGAACAUCAACAAGAGACCGGUCAAAAGGAAAUCCCAGGGCCAAUUCAGCUCCACUGCACAAUCGGGCGGCACUUUGUUUUCUGCCUCGUCAGCACCACCGGCGGAUCUGAACGUUCAAAAAGAGGAGAGCUCUGAGAAGGGGUUGACCGUCCAAGACCAUCCGUCCAAGAGAACCCAAAGGGAUUUAAGAGUUGCUGCUUCAGGUGGGAGUCAAGAGGCGAAGCAGUGUAUCCAUGACCUUCAUCCGAUAGCCAAAGAAAACCAGCCUGAUAAACGCAGAGGCAAAGUCUCAAUGCACCCCGUGUAUUUUGAAAUGACACCUUUAGAAAGCAAUGCCCCACCUGUUCCUUCGUCCUCUCAACCCCGUUCAAAAAGUUCUGUCCAAUCAAAUAAUGCCGCUAAGCACUCCACCGAUGAGGAGAAGAGCGCUGCUUCUGUAUCAGACGAGUUAUUUCCCUCUGACAGCAGCGUUAGCGUCUCUGGGUCUGCUGCACGAGGGGUCAACGUUAAGCCAAGAAGAGCAAAUAAAAAAAAAAGAUGCCAGGUUUUGCAUGGCGGGCCGUGUAAAGGUGGCGAGGUGACAAACGCCGCCGCCGUGGACAACGACGCGGCGCCGGCUGCAGCUAGUUCCCACUCGGAGGGAAAGGACUUGUCGAGGCGCCUGUUGCGCAGCUACUCCUGCCCCGAGAUCCCCUCCCUUCGUCUCCACGACACCCCCACGCCUUGGGCUCUGCACUCCCCCCGUCACGCCAGGCUCCACUCGGCACCGCAGCACCAGGCCUCCCACGCCCAUCACGCCCACAAGUCCCGGCGGCGGGCUCGUCGCCACACGGUCUGCAGCGUGGAGGUGGAGAGGGAGAUCGCGCCGCUCUGCCUCCGCAAGGAGGUGUACCCGUCCAGGAGGUCCCUCCCGUCCGCCACAGCCACCCAGCCCCCGGGGUGGGCUCCCAGUCUUUCUCCCAGCACCUCCCUCGCCGCCCUGGCUUCCUGCUUCCUCUCGAGCCCCCUGGCUUUCCUCUCCAAGAAGGUCGGCAGCGGAGGCGCCGCCGCGAGCCCCGGCACUCCCGUCCAUGCGUCCUCCUCCUCCGCCUCCUGCUCGCCGGUGGUGCGCCUCUUUAGAAUGGACUCGUCUCCUUCCGCUGCGUUGGACUACAGUAGCAGUGGAAAUCCGACGGAGUGUGAGAUGGAGAGAAGACAACGCAGUGAGGAGGAGGAGGAUGACGGCGAGGACACAAGUUCGUCCAGCCAGGAGUUUGAAGACGUGGGGUUGAGAGAUGAAAAGGCUUUGUCUGAUUCUGAAAUCAAGGUGGGACAAAAGCAUGAGGAACGAGGAAAAGUGUCAUCUAUUAAAAUUCGGAAGACUUUACCCAAACCUCAGAACAACCUGACCCCCAUGGGCCUGCCCAGAGCAGUCAGGCUGAAAAAGAAGGAGUUUAGUUUGGAAGAGAUUUACACCAAUAAGAACUUCAGUAAACCCCCCGAGAGCCGGCUGGAGACCAUUUUCGAGGUGCCUCUCAGCCGGCGGGACGGGUCCGAGUCCUGGUACGGCCAGAGGCGGGUCAAGCGAUUCCUGGAGUUCCUGGAUGCCGGCGAGGUCAGAAAGCCAAAGAAGCCCCUCGUCGGUGUUGGAAAGGCAGGUGUCUCGUCCUCCAGGACCAGACGGGGGGGUUUCCCUAAAGACGAUGCGUGCCUCAGCGCGCGGGACGUGGACUCGCUGCUCUGUGCCAAGCUGGAUCAGCUGACUCUGCUGUUAAUAGGUGAUCAGAAAGGCAGCUGACGCGCGCUUCUUAGAAGGCCGUUGUUUGGCCGCCACUCAAAAUAAACACUGCGAGAGACGCGUCUGUUUCUUCUGUAUUUUCAACCGCCGUGUCACUGAAGAACUCAGUAUUUGUAGCGAGAACGAUGCGCCAGAGGAUGUCUCCUCAGGAAGUUGGUUCUAAAGAUGGUGGAUAUCCGUCCAUUUGUCCCCUGGCAGCUCUCCAGCCGCCUGGUUGCAACACGUCUACAGUAUCGUAACAAUUUCAGUAUGUUGGUUGGUGAGCUUUGACCCUAAUCAUUAUUUUAAUUAAAUCCAUAAAGGCAGCUGUUUUAUAUAGCGGAAAGAGAUUUGUAUUCACGGUUGGCCUUUUGUCCAUGGUUCAUACGUCGUGUGAAGUGUCUUUAAGCAGCACAGGCUCAUUGUGUGAACUCUGUGGCAGGAGCUUUAUGAUGUAUGAAAACAGCUUGUUCAGGUUGGCUUUAGAUUACUUGUGGUUCUCUGGAUAGUUUCCUGCCAUCUAUAUUUGUAUUGCGAAUGUAUCUUGAUAAACUUAUGUAUUUUUUUUUUUGGGGGGGGCCAAAUUUCAAUGAGGUUGCCUUAACUGUAAGAGGUUUAAAUGGAUGGGUUUUGUCGGCGUGUUGAUAGUUGUUCUCUGACCGUCGGGUCAAAAUCCUUCAAACAAAUCAAAGCACAAAGCGGUUUUAUUGUGAAA
Molecule: messenger RNA, 4503 nt
Organism: Pungitius pungitius (ninespine stickleback)
Lineage: Eukaryota; Metazoa; Chordata; Actinopteri; Perciformes; Gasterosteidae
Gene: prr14
Product: proline rich 14
Exons: 10
Coding region: 156-3809 (1217 amino acids)
Source: RefSeq, a predicted model, not a curated record